Messenger RNA from Rattus norvegicus (Norway rat), 3579 nucleotides. The record is from RefSeq and is a predicted model, not a curated record. NCBI's taxonomy places the organism in Eukaryota, Metazoa, Chordata, Mammalia, Rodentia, Muridae.
AGUUUUGUUUUUAUCAAAGCUUUGCUAAGAUGUGUUCAUCUUUCCAGAAAAGUCUUAUCACCUAAGAUACUACCACCAUUUCUAAUGACCUCCACAAUCCAACCUCAAGGUUAUAUGUUCUUAAAACUUCCGUAUGUCUUGCGUAUUCAGCUCACCAUGUAUUGGGUCACCUGUUAGCUGUAAUUUAGCAUCGCUUUGUGUAGAUGUAGGCAUUUCAUGGAUGUUUUAAACAUUAUACCUGUGUGUGGGUGUUGGGGAGGAUAUGGCUCAAUCCAUACAUCGUGGAAAAAAGAAUCAUACAGGUGCGAACGACCGGUCCUCCAAACGCAAGGGGUCGCUGUGACACCUUUCGGCCGCUCCAGGUCACUCUCGCGUGGCUGCCCCGCCUUGGGCCCCCGGGCAGAGUGGGCGGGCACGACUGCGCCCAGGUCGCGAGGCGCCCUUCGACCAGCAGCGCCCGGGGCGGGAGGGUAUAAAUGGAGCGGUGGCUGCUUCAGCCGCCUCUCUCCGCCCCGGGUCGCAGUCGCUAGUGCUGCGUUUGGGCUCAGCAAGCCUAAAGCAAAAAAGAGAAAAAGCUUAAAAAAAAUUUAAAAAAGCCUCAAAAAACCCUAAAAAAAAGAAAAGAAGAAAAGAAGAGAAAAAAAAAGAAAAAGGAAGGAAAAGAAGAAAAAGAACGAGACCGCGACUUGUGCUGGGAGCCCGCGGGGAAGUGACUUUCACAGCUUCCGGCCUGCCUGUCCGUCGGCGUCUGUCUGUCCGUCCCGUGGUGAGCCGUCCCCCAGGCCCGGCCCGCCCCCGCACGCCUCCGCGCCGCGUGGCAGCCCCGCGCCCCGGCUGGCCGCACCACGUGUCCGCGCUGCCCUUCGCCGGCACCCGCAAAGAUUUGGUUUCCCCCUUCCCGGGCCGCUGUAAUUGUAAACCGCCGGGAGCCCGGGGCCUAUAUUUAUCGCGAAACGCGUGUCCCCAAGGCCGCUGUGAGCGCAGCAUCUGGCUGCCUCUAGAAAAAAUUUUUGCCCCCUCUGCAAGGGGAUUCCCUACUUCAAUUUUUAUCUUUUAAGCUCCAAGCCAGGACAGCUGGAGAGUACAAACUCCAGGAGAGGGCCAUAUUGUUUUUGAGAGCCUUUUGUCUUGGGGCUUUUGCGGUCCGGUGUAAGUCGUCCCGCACUCCGGUCCCGCCUCGGAGCCUCCCUGCUCCAGCCUCUCCCAGCGUCGCUGGUGCCACCUGUGCGCUGCGGCGCGUGCCACAGCUCUUCGGAGCCCCUUUUGUCCUGCAGUAGGCCCUGCAAGAAGUCCUGGCGGGGCUCGGGGUAGUAGGGGGUGGGGAGAUGAACGCUGCGGCCAGCAGCUACCCCAUGGCCUCCUUAUACGUGGGCGAUCUGCACUCCGAUGUCACCGAAGCCAUGCUGUAUGAAAAGUUCAGCCCUGCGGGGCCUGUGCUGUCCAUCCGGGUCUGCCGCGAUAUGAUCACCCGCCGCUCUCUGGGUUAUGCCUACGUCAACUUCCAGCAGCCAGCUGACGCUGAGAGGGCCUUGGACACCAUGAACUUUGAUGUGAUUAAGGGGAAGCCAAUCCGGAUCAUGUGGUCUCAGAGGGACCCCUCUUUGAGGAAGUCUGGUGUGGGAAAUGUCUUCAUCAAGAACCUGGACAAGUCUAUAGACAACAAGGCACUGUAUGACACUUUCUCUGCCUUCGGAAACAUCCUGUCCUGUAAGGUGGUCUGUGAUGAGAACGGCUCUAAGGGUUAUGCCUUUGUCCACUUCGAGACCCAAGAGGCUGCCAACAAGGCCAUCGAGAAGAUGAAUGGCAUGCUCCUCAAUGACCGCAAAGUGUUCGUGGGCAGAUUCAAGUCUCGCAAAGAGCGGGAAGCCGAGCUUGGAGCCAAGGCCAAGGAAUUCACCAAUGUUUAUAUCAAAAACUUUGGAGAAGAGGUGGAUGAUGAGAAUCUGAGGGAGCUAUUCAGCCAGUUUGGUAAGACCUUAAGUGUCAAGGUGAUGAGAGACUGCAGUGGGAAGUCCAAAGGCUUCGGCUUCGUGAGCUAUGAGAAACAUGAGGAUGCCAAUAAGGCUGUGGAAGAAAUGAAUGGAAAAGAAAUGAGUGGGAAAUCCAUAUUUGUAGGCCGUGCUCAGAAAAAAGUAGAACGUCAGGCGGAGUUAAAACGGAAAUUCGAACAGCUGAAGCAGGAGAGGAUUAGUCGGUACCAGGGAGUGAAUCUCUACAUUAAGAACUUGGAUGACACCAUUGACGAUGAGAAGUUAAGGAAAGAGUUCUCACCCUUUGGAUCAAUCACCAGUGCGAAGGUGAUGCUGGAAGACGGGAGAAGCAAAGGGUUUGGCUUUGUCUGUUUCUCCUCUCCUGAAGAGGCAACCAAAGCGGUCACGGAGAUGAACGGACGCAUUGUGGGCUCCAAGCCUCUGUACGUCGCCCUGGCCCAGAGGAAGGAGGAGCGGAAGGCUCACCUGACUAACCAGUAUAUGCAGCGUGUGGCAGGAAUGAGAGCGCUCCCUGCCAACGCCAUCUUAAAUCAGUUCCAGCCUGCAGCUGGUGGCUACUUUGUGCCGGCAGUGCCACAGGCCCAGGGAAGACCUCCAUAUUACACACCUAAUCAAUUAGCGCAAAUGAGGCCUAAUCCACGCUGGCAGCAAGGCGGGAGACCUCAAGGCUUCCAAGGAAUGCCAAGUGCCCUGCGGCAAUCUGGGCCUCGUCCAGCUCUUCGGCAUCUGGCUCCAACUGGUAAUGCUCCGGCCUCUCGUGGCCUUCCUACUACCGCUCAGAGAGUCGGGUCUGAGUGCCCGGACCGCUUGGCUAUGGACUUUGGUGGGGCUGGUGCCGCCCAGCAAGGGCUGACUGACAGCUGCCAGUCUGGAGGCGUCCCUACGGCUGUGCCAAACCUUGCACCUCGUGCUACAGUCGCUGCUGCUGCUCCCAGGGCUGUGGCUCCAUACAAGUAUGCCUCCAAUGUCCGCAGCCCUCACCCUGCCAUUCAGCCGCUGCAGGCCCCCCAGCCUGCAGUCCAUGUCCAGGGUCAAGAACCCCUGACUGCCUCCAUGCUGGCUGCAGCUCCUCCCCAGGAGCAGAAGCAGAUGCUGGGGGAGCGUUUGUUCCCACUUAUCCAAACAAUGCAUUCAAACCUGGCUGGAAAAAUUACAGGGAUGCUGCUAGAAAUCGACAACUCUGAGCUGCUCCACAUGCUGGAGUCCCCCGAGUCCCUCCGUUCCAAGGUGGAUGAAGCUGUGGCAGUCCUGCAGGCUCAUCAUGCCAAGAAAGAAGCUGCCCAGAAGGAGUCAAAAGCCAAAUAACCCCUCACGGCAUUCAGCUGAGGUCUGAAGACUUCCUAGUUUGUCUGUGGACCUCUUUCAAGAACCAAGUUACAAAUUCAACAGGUCAUUUUGUAUCAAAAGGUCAAUUAUGAAGCACCUAGAAUUUUUCAAUUAUAAGAAUAUAUUCUCUGGGUUCUGUUGUGGCCCAGAUGAUGGUAACUUUUUUUUCUAUUAUGAGUUCUGUUUUUUUUCCCCUCUCCCAGAAAUUGGUUUUGAUGUACCCAAGACUUAAGUUUCUCAAUAAAGGAAAUAAAAUCUCCAA